CAGAAAACUUCCGGGGCCCCUUCUGCUCUAGCUCGUAAGAAUAUGGGGAUAAUGGCAAGAAACGGGCUGAUGAAGAUCCCUCCGGUUGGGCCUCCUCUCUCCCCACAGGCUCCCGGAACCUUUCUGCAGCGCUUUCUGUCCGGACGUGCCGGAGCGGAGACCGGAAGUCCUUUGCCGGCGGGUCCCGAGUUUCCUGGGCUACUACGAUGGCGAUGAGUUUCGAGUGGCCGUGGCAGUAUCGCUUCCCACCCUUCUUUACGUUGCAGCCGAACGUGGACACUCGGCAGAAGCAGCUGGCCGCCUGGUGCUCGCUGGUCCUGUCCUUCUGCCGCCUGCAUAAACAGUCCAGCAUGACGGUGAUGGAAGCCCAGGAGAGCCCGCUCUUCAACAACGUGAAGCUCCAGCGGAAGCUGCCUGUGGAAUCAAUCCAGGUUGUGUUAGAGGAACUGAGGAAGAAAGGGAAUCUUGAGUGGUUGGAUAAGAACAAGUCUAGCUUCCUGAUCAUGUGGCGGAGGCCAGAAGAAUGGGGGAAGCUCAUCUAUCAGUGGGUUUCCAAGAGUGGCCAGAACAACUCCGUGUUCACCCUGUAUGAACUGACCAAUGGGGAAGACACAGAGGAUGAGGAGUUCCACGGGCUGGAUGAGGCAACCCUACUGCGGGCUCUGCAAGCCCUCCAGCAGGAGCACAAGGCCGAGAUCAUCACCGUCAGCGAUGGCCGAGGUGUCAAGUUCUUCUAGCAGAGACCUAUCUCCCUUUACUUCUUACCUCCCACCCUGCCAGGGCUUUCAAAGGGAGACAGACCAAGUGUCCCCACAGACUGGAUCUGUGACUCCACCUGACUCAAAAGGGCUCUAGUCCACGGGAGGGUUUCCUGCUUAUCUCAUUUGUCUGUCCCUGGGAUCCAGUGAGGCUGAGGUGCCAGGGAGGGAAUAUGUGCUUCUCCUUGUCCCAACUCUCCUGAGCCAGGGUCUGAAACCCAGCACUUCACUUGUGUCAUACACGUAAGUACACACACACGGCCUGCACAAGCUUUUGUCAUACAUGUAAGUACACACACACACAGAAACAGCCUGCACAAGCUUCUGUCUGUCAUACAUGUAAGUGUACACACACACAUGGCCUGCACAAGCUUCUGUCUGUCAUACACUUAAGUGUACACACACACACAGCCUGCACAAGCUUCUGUCAUACACGUAAGUGUACGCACGUGCACACACACAGCCUGCACAAGCUUCACACACACACACGGCCUGCACAAGCUUCUGUCAUACAUGUAAGUGUACGCACAUGCACACAUACACACAGCCUGCACAAGCUUCACACACACACACACACACACACGGCCUGCACAAGCUACACACACACAGACACACAGACACAGACACACACACACACACGCACGCGCACGCGGCCUGCACAAGCUUCUGUCUCUUCCCCCAACCCCACCCUCCACCCCCACCCCUUUAGCUGCUACUGCCUCCUCUCAGGCUGGUGCUGGAUCCCUCCUAGGGGAUGGGCAAAGCCCUGGCUGCAGGCAGCCCUCCAGGCAAUGUGAAGAUAGAAGGCCCAGGAGGGGGCCUGGCCAUGAGAGCUGGGGCCCAACACUGAUUUAUGAUUAUUAAAAAGCUUAAACCCA
This is a messenger RNA of Capra hircus (goat), 1636 nucleotides long. RefSeq names its product vacuolar protein sorting 25 homolog (gene VPS25). Gene Ontology annotation, cellular component: ESCRT II complex. NCBI's taxonomy places the organism in Eukaryota, Metazoa, Chordata, Mammalia, Artiodactyla, Bovidae. The coding region runs from base 207 to 737 and encodes 176 amino acids. The record is from RefSeq and is a predicted model, not a curated record. Gene Ontology annotation, biological process: protein transport to vacuole involved in ubiquitin-dependent protein catabolic process via the multivesicular body sorting pathway. Gene Ontology annotation, molecular function: protein homodimerization activity; structural molecule activity. The transcript has 6 exons.